AUGAACGAAAUGGAGCAACUAUCCAAUCGACUAUUAACUUCAGCCGAAGAUCAAACGAGAUCGGUUUAUGAGAAGAUGCUUCUCGUCGGAAAGGAUGCCAGUCAACGUUGGACAUCGAGGCAGGAGAUGCUCGAAACAUACGAGAAAAGUAUCGAAAAAUAUCGGCGAAUAUUUAUCGACGAACUGCAAUUUAAAGAAUUCAAUCCACCAGGCUUGAUCGUUCUCGACAAUCCACUACUAUCUCGGGGAUAUUACUACAAAGAUAAAUUUUAUCUCAAUGUUUGCAAUUGGGAUAACGGCGAAGCGAAAUAUGCCGUGGAGAAUUUAACUCUACACGAAACCGUUCCUGGACAUCAUUUACAAUUCGAUAUAUCGUAUCAUUCGCCGAAUCAUAACUACUUAACGACCGUUCUGUCGACUCCGUGCAACGGAUUCAUUGAAGGAUGGGGUUUAUUCGCUGAACAUUUAGGUGAUGCCAUGUUAAAUAACCCAUGGAUUUACUUCGGAUACCUACAAGCGAAUAUUUUACGUACAUUUCGUAUUAUUGCUGAUAUACUUCUACAUGUGGAAGGGCAAACGCCGUAUGACGUUAUUCAGUUAGCGAAAUUGUAUUUAACAGUAAGUGAAGAAUGCAUCACCAGUGAAGUUUAUCGUUAUCGGAUCCUUCCCGGUCAAGCAUGUUCAUAUAAAGUCGGUUUAGAAGUGUUCAAGCGGAUUAUGAAACAGAAAUUUCAAGUAGAAGAUGUCAACGAUUAUCUCCGACCGGAUCUUCUCGAUUGGUAUAAAGAACUUCUAUGGAAAACGGAGCGACCAUUAGAUAUUUUAUUAGCUGAAAAUGGAAUAUCAUGGUCCUUUGAUGAAUGA
Messenger RNA from Adineta ricciae, 864 nucleotides. NCBI's taxonomy places the organism in Eukaryota, Metazoa, Rotifera, Eurotatoria, Adinetida, Adinetidae. The record is from the annotation of a GenBank genome assembly.